AUGAGCCCCAUAAUUCGAGAGCCCCAGUCAUCCACCUCCCGGGGGAGUGCUGGUGUGCAAUUCAUACCCAUCACCACACCAGUGGGAACGUUCAAAGUAUGGACCAGAAAGGUGGGAGACAAUGCACAUGUUAAGAUACUGCUACUCCAUGGCGGCCCAGCGUUUACCACGGAAUACUUUGAGUCUUUUGAGCCUUAUCUGGUAGAUGAUAAAGGCUAUGAGCUAUACUACUAUCAUCAGCUGGGCUCGUACCUAUCCGACCAACCAGGUACUGAACACGAUGAUACGCUCUGGACACCUCAUAGAUUCGUAGAGGAGGUCGAACAGGUGAGGAAAGGUCUGGGUAUUAAUAGUGAGAAUGGAUACUUCGUCGGAAACUCGUAG
This is a messenger RNA of Sphaeroforma arctica JP610, 384 nucleotides long. RefSeq lists its product as hypothetical. The coding region runs from base 1 to 384 and encodes 127 amino acids. The transcript has a single exon. The record is from RefSeq and is a predicted model, not a curated record. NCBI's taxonomy places the organism in Eukaryota, Ichthyosporea, Ichthyophonida.